Messenger RNA from Beta vulgaris subsp. vulgaris (sugar beet), 435 nucleotides. RefSeq lists its product as uncharacterized. The record is from RefSeq and is a predicted model, not a curated record. The transcript is spliced from 2 exons. Bases 1 to 435 code for a protein of 144 amino acids. Lineage: Eukaryota; Viridiplantae; Streptophyta; Magnoliopsida; Caryophyllales; Amaranthaceae.
AUGGCACCAUCUGAGAUGAGUGAGUUGAAGAGGCAAUUGCAGGAGUUGCUGGAGAAGGGUUAUAUUAGGUUUAUCCAUGAGUUUCUAGAUAAGUUCGUGGUGAUUUUCAUUGAUGAUAUUCUGAUAUAUUUGAGGAACGAAGUAGAGCAUGAUGAGCACUUCGGAAUUAUCCUGGAGACACUUAGGAAGAAUCAACUAUAUGCCAAGUUCUCUAACUGUGAGUUUCGUUUGAAGAAGGUAGCGUUUUUGGGUCAUUAUGUGUCUAAGGAAAGAGUCUUUGUAGAUUCUACUAAGAUUCAAGCUAUAAGUGAGUGGCCAACUCCAAAGAAUGUGUCAAAUAUUCGAAGUUUCCUAGGUCUAGCUGGCUAUUAUCGGAGAUAUGUGAGAGAUUUAUCGAAGAUAGCGAGACCCAUGACCAACUUGAUGAAGAAAUAG